GGGAAAAGGAAGCGGAUGGGACCGAGAAUCGCUGUCUGUUGCUUUUUGUUUUUCUGCUGACUGGAUUUGGUCACUGGUUCUUCGUCUUUUGUCUGUUGCACGCAUCCCGCCCUCCCCAUUUGCUUCCCCACUCCUCGGAUCCGGCCCUCUGGGCUUUCACGCCAGUUGUCUCACCCCGCCGUGAGCCCCUCCUGGUCCCCGGUCGGGCCUGGCACGGAGGCGGUAACUAUGGAGAAUAUGGCGGAGGAGGAGCUGCUGCCCCAGGAGAAGGAGGAGGUGGAAGUGGCCCAGGUCCAGGUCCCGACCCCGGCCCCGGACUCGGCUCGGGUCCCAGCUCCGGCCCCGGAUUCGGCUCCGGCCUCGGCCCCGACUCCGGCCUCGGCUCCAGUCCCAGCCCCUGCCCUGGCCCAGGCUCCGACCCUGUCCCCGUCCCUAGCCUCUGCCCCUGAUGAGGCUGAAAGCAAUGGUCUAGUUAGCCCUCUGAAAUCAGACUUAACUGGGCAAGAUGAAGAUGGCAUAUCUGAAAUAGAAUUGAAAAUUGAGGAAAAAGAAGUUUUAAAAGAACCUCCUAGCAUCUUGGACUCAUCUGAUUUAACAAGAGAGAGACACAUCUCAAUUCAAAGGCAGCUUGCUGAUCUAGAGAAGUUAGCUUUCGUAACUGAAGGGGAUUUUGACUCUGCCAGUUCACUGAACUCAGAUAAUCUUGAUGCAGGAAACAAACAGGCUUGUCCAUUGUGCCCCAAGGAAAAAUUCAGAGCUUGUAAUAGUCAUAAGCUUCAUCGUCACCUUCAAAAUUUACACUGGAAAGUCUCAGUUGAAUUUGAAGGUUACAGGAUGUGCAUCUGUCACUUACCUUGUCGACCAGUGAAACCAAACAUUAUUGGAGAACAGAUAUCCAGUAAAAUGGGAGCCCAUUAUCAUUGUAUUAUUUGUUCAGCAACAAUCACCAGAAGGACGGAUAUGCUAGGACAUGUUAGGCGCCAUGUGAAUAAAGGAGAGACUAAAUCCACCUAUAUUGCUGCUUCUGCUGCCAAACCACCUAAUGAAAUUUUGAAAGAGGCAGACACAGAUGUACAAGUUUGUCCCAACUAUUCUGUACCUCAGAAAACAGAUUCCUAUUUUAAUCCCAAAAUGAAACUAAAUCGGCAGCUAAUAUUCUGUACACUGGCUGCUUUGGCUAAGGAACGAAAACCUUUGGAAUGUCUAGAUGCCUUUGGAGCUACUGGGAUAAUGGGAUUACAAUGGGCAAAACACCUUGGGAAUGCAGUCAAGGUUACAAUUAAUGAUUUGAAUGAAAACUCUGUGACGUUGAUUCAGGAGAACUGCCAUUUAAACAAACUGAAAGUGGUAGUGGACUGUAAGGAAAAGGAAGAGAGUGAUGAUAUUCCUGAAGAAGGAGAGGAAAACUUUGGUAAUAUUAAGGUGACCAAAAUGGAUGCCAAUGUACUGAUGCAUUUGAGAUCUUUUGAUUUCAUACACCUAGACCCUUUUGGAACAUCUGUGAACUAUCUUGAUUCUGCAUUCAGAAAUAUAAGAAACCUUGGCAUAGUGUCAGUGACUUCUACAGAUAUCAGUUCUUUAUAUGCCAAGGCACAACAUGUUGCCCGGCGUCACUACGGCUGUAACAUUGUCCGAACUGAAUAUUACAAGGAGCUAGCAGCCAGAAUUGUUGUAGCUGCAGUGGCAAGAGCUGCAGCCCGAUGUAACAAAGGCAUAGAAGUACUGUUUGCAGUGGCUCUGGAACAUUUUGUAUUGGUUGUUGUGAGAGUUUUGAGGGGGCCUACUUCUGCAGAUGAAACAGCCAAGAAGAUUCAGUACCUAAUCCAUUGUCAGUGGUGUGAAGAGAGAAUUUUUCAGAAGGAUGGUAAUAUGGUAGAAGAAAACCCAUAUAGACAGCUACCCUGUAACUGUCAUGGAAGCAUGCCUGGAAAGACAGCAAUAGAACUUGGACCUCUAUGGUCAAGUUCCCUUUUCAAUACUGGAUUCCUCAAAAGAAUGCUAUUUGAAUCUCUUCACCAUGGUUUAGAUGACAUUCAGACCCUAAUAAAGACAUUAAUCUUUGAGUCAGAGUGUACUCCUCAAAGUCAGUUUUCAGUUCAUGCACCUUCAAAUCUCAACAAGCAAGAAGAAUAUGGUGUAUUUAUUAAAACUACAGAUGAUACCACAACAGAUAAUUACAUUGCACAAGGGAAGAGAAGAAGUAACGAAACCACCACAAAUUUAGCCAAGAGGCAAAAGACUGAUGUGAAUACUGAACAUCCUCCCUUUUAUUACAACAUCCAUAGACACAGCAUUAAAGGAAUGAAUAUGCCAAAGUUAAAAAAGUUUUUGUGCUGUCUUUCUCAAGCAGGCUUUCGAGUAAGCCGAACUCAUUUUGACCCGAUGGGUGUCCGUACAGAUGCACCUCUAAUACAGUUUAAAUCUAUCCUUUUAAAGUACAGCACCCCCACCUACACUGGAGGACAGUCAGAGGGCCACGUCCAACCAGCGUCCGAAGAUACAGUAGCUGACACGGUUGAAAUGUCAGUGAAUGACAAAGCAGAAGCAAGUGGCUGCAGAAGAUGGUAAAUGUAAAAGAAGUUUGUUCCCAGAUGUCUGUGUUGAUGGCCUAAUAGUUCUCUGUAUCAACUGUAGUGCUUUUUCUAUUCUUUCAAUUCAGUUGUGUAAAAAUAAAAAAAAACAGUGCUGUUUUCAUUCAGAAAAUUAGCAGUUUCUAACUUAGCUGGUUUGGGAGCUAUGCUUUCCAAGUUUUUCUUAUUUUAAAGAAAACUUAAAAUUUUAAUGAAAACAUUUCAUGUGAAGGCCAAGUUUGUGACUGAGAUCACCCUACUGUUUAAUACUCAGAAAUUUUUCACAUGCAAAGUGUUUGGAAUUUUAUUUAUGUUAUUGAAGCCAUCCUUUACUAUACUUAAUCACAUCUCUACUUAAAUUGAUUCAUGAUAUUUAUGUUUUUCUGUUUGUAGUGUAUAAGAUGAAGCCAGAGCCUUUUAUUAAAAUGACCCUAAAUAGAAUAGGAGGAACAAUGUCCUUUCAGGUCACUAAUAUAUUUUUUCACAAAUACAAGCUAAAAUAUAUUCCCAAUUUCAAGAAAUCAUAUCUCUACCCACACUGAUCUUUCAUUACUAGCUUUUGAGAAAUUAAAUAAUUGCCUGAGAUAGAAAUACAUUUUCUUAUAAGUUUAAGGUCUACAUGACUAAACUUCAGAGUAAGAUUUUGUUAAAGUAAAUUGAGACCACUGUUCUUAUAUAGUGAUUGUUCACAGGCACUAAAUUCUGAAGAGAGAUUUUGUUAUGAAUUAAAUAAACUGGGUGAUCUCAAGUGCCUCAGUUAAUGCACGUACAAUAUUCAUUUGCUUGGUUGUCUACCUCUCAGGAGUAAAACUUGUCACCUUAUGACUUUCUGAAGUGAGGAUUUUCUUGUUUUUUGGGGGGUGGUUUGGUUUUUUUGUUGUUUUGCUUGUUUUUUGGUGUGUGUAUGUGCUAAUUUUUUGUACAAGUAGCUCAGGCUAACAUGACUAUGAAAAUUAGUUGGAAAAAAAUCUCAUUUCCAUUAAUAUUGUUCUUGCUUCA
Messenger RNA from Lagenorhynchus albirostris (white-beaked dolphin), 3569 nucleotides. RefSeq names its product tRNA methyltransferase 1 like (gene TRMT1L). NCBI's taxonomy places the organism in Eukaryota, Metazoa, Chordata, Mammalia, Artiodactyla, Delphinidae. The coding region runs from base 229 to 2568 and encodes 779 amino acids. Gene Ontology annotation, cellular component: nucleus. The transcript has 16 exons. Gene Ontology annotation, molecular function: RNA binding. Gene Ontology annotation, biological process: tRNA N2-guanine methylation. The record is from RefSeq and is a predicted model, not a curated record.